Molecule: messenger RNA, 3078 nt
Organism: Prinia subflava (tawny-flanked prinia)
Lineage: Eukaryota; Metazoa; Chordata; Aves; Passeriformes; Cisticolidae
Gene: MXI1
Product: MAX interactor 1, dimerization protein
Exons: 6
Coding region: 16-1443 (475 amino acids)
Biological process (GO): regulation of transcription by RNA polymerase II
Molecular function (GO): DNA-binding transcription factor activity, RNA polymerase II-specific; RNA polymerase II cis-regulatory region sequence-specific DNA binding; protein dimerization activity
Source: RefSeq, a predicted model, not a curated record
AACUGCUGGUGCUUCAUGCCGAGGAGCCCCUUUGGAGUUGGGGGCUGUGCCUGCAGUGCUGGCCCCUUGGCCCCCAGGGCUGGGCGGCAGCAUGGGCUCCCCAGCCUGCCUGUCCCAGAUCCGGGACAGACCCUCGGGCACUGGCGGGAGGUGACACGGGGUGACAAGGGACAGGGCAGGCCUGGCUGUGCCUCUGUGUCCUGGGAGCGGGUGCAGCCGGCCCCCGCCACUUCACUGGCACCGCCCGUGCCACCAUCCCCGGGGGCGCGGUGCCACCACGGCCGGCGCAGCAGCCGGCGCCCCUUUCCAAGGAGUCGUUCCCCGCUGCGGAGCUGUAACACCUCCCGGGGCUGCCGAGCGGCGACCCGCCGGUCCGCCCGCCCCGGGACAAGCCCGGCCCUGCCCCGCCGGCCGCCCCCCCGCGCCGGGCGCAGCGCAGCCGCCGGCGCUCGCACUCCGCAGGCGCGGCCGGGCCGGGCCGCCCCGCCGGGGCGCGGGGGGGGCGGGACGGCGGCGGCCCGUGGGGCGACACAGCGGCGGGGCGGGCGGCGGCAGCGCUGGGACCGCGGCGGCCGCGGGGCUCGCCGGCACACGCACGGACGGACGGACGGACGGACGCAGCGCCGCACGGGGAGGCGGCGGGGCAUGGGGAAGCGCGGCCGGCCGCGGAGGGAGCCGCGGAGCGCAGGGGUGGCCGGCGGGGCCCGGUGCCCCCUCGGGGACAUCUGCAACACGAGCCCCGCGGCGGGCAUGGACACCUUCCUCUACAACGUGCAGGUGCUCCUGGAGGCCGCCAGCUAUCUGGAGCGGAUCGAGAAGGAGAAUAAAAAAUGUGAACACGGCUAUGCCUCAACGUUCCCCUCAGUUCCAAGCCCUGGACUGCAAGAGCCGAAGCCCACGCGGAGGCUGAGCCGGGCGCGGAAGUACAGCGGCAGCGGCAGCAUCGCCAGCAUUGCCACCAGGUCUACGCACAACGAACUAGAAAAGAACCGCCGAGCUCACCUGCGCCUGUGUCUAGAACGCUUGAAAGUUCUGAUACCGCUCGGACCAGACUGCACCCGGCACACCACGCUUGGGCUGCUCAACAAAGCCAAAGCACAUAUCAAGAAACUUGAAGAGGUUGAGAGGAGAAGCCAACACCAGCUCGAGAACCUGGAACGAGAACAAAGAUUCCUAAAGAGAAGACUGGAACAACUACAGGGUCCUCAGGAGAUAGAGCGAAUACGAAUGGACAGCAUUGGAUCUACCAUUUCCUCGGAUCACUCGGACUCGGAGCGAGAAGAGAUUGAAGUGGACGUUGAAAGCACAGAGUUCUCCCAUGGAGAAGUGGACAAUAUCAGCACAACCAGCAUCAGUGACAUUGAUGAUCACAGCAGCUUGCAGAGUAUUGGGAGUGAUGAGGGUUACUCCAGCGCCAGUGUCAAGCUCUCGUUUGCUUCCUAGAACCAAGUGAGACAACAGUGCAGGGUGAAUGAUUUCAAUGGGGUGAUCAAACUGGGUCCUAGAUGCCAGUAUCCUCUUUCAGAAUUGACAUAUUGACAGCUAGGCCUGGAGAGACCUGUAUAUAAAGCUUUUUGGGUAAAGGAAGCCUCCCCAGAAACCCAUAUUUGUUCAUUUGGUUAUGUUACCAAUCCCAGUUUCUGCUGGCCAAAAGUUAGGCCGAACACUAGUCCCUUUGCAGUCAAUGAAAUCUGUUUGUUUCUGUGGGACCUGGAUCUAGACCUUAGUGAUGAAACACUUUGUUUUGAAUUUAUUUGAAAUUGUUUGAAAGAGGAUACUAGAGACUCAUCCCUCUAUUUCUGUCAUGAGAUCUGAGAAAUGUCAAAAUUUCUUACACUGCAUUCAGGUUGAACAACCUAAUAUAGGCCCUUCUGAAGAGCUUUUGUGGUCCUAAAAGGACUGUAUCCUCCAGUUUAUCACAAUCUAAUGCUGUCAUAACGUACUAGGAAGUCCACGGCGGCUUACGUAGCCUAGGAAUAGCAGUGACGAUAAUGAUUAAGGUCUCAUUCUGUGCCCAGAGGGAGAGGGGCAGCGAUGUUCAGGGGAGAACACCAUUCAACUCAGCUUUCUGUUGGACAUCAUUGAAGCAGUGAGUACCUCUAAAGCGAGAGGUGCACGCCUGUAACCUACCAGCACAGGGUGGGCUGUCGCGCCGGGGCUGUGCCCGCGCCAGCAGGUCCCGGUGGAUGUGUGACCCCCGCGGGCACACGGCCAGCUGGGGGCAGGGCAAACCAGCACUCGAGAGGUGACACACCAGACAGUCAUGCCCAGAUACUGAGCCACUAUGACCUUUUUAUUUGAAGCGAUUUUUUGAUAAACAUUUGUAAAUGUGUUGGGAGGGAAAACACCCCAAGUCUGAUGCAUCUUUUUAGAGCUUGUCCAUAUGAAACCUUAGAUGUCUUUUAUAUGAAUUUAUGCCAUGAAAAGAUCUCUGUUUUGAUGAAGCACUUGACCCAAUGAAAUGCAAAGAUCCUUUUUUUUUGCCAUGCACACAAUGGAUGAAGGCUGUGCUAAGCUGGAAGAGGCCAGGUUUGGUGGGGGUUUCUUCAGUUUUCUUUUUAGAAUCAUUCCCUUUGCUGACUUUUGAAGUUCCAGUCCAGUAGUUAACCUAGUUAAGCUGAGCACGUCUCUCAUGUUAAUGUAACGUUUUGACUGCACGUCCUGUUCCCAAGGGCCUUGCCAUCUUAUCUGUGCAGGUGCUGUUAAGAGCUGUUAUAGCGAAUGUUUUCUAAUUUUCUCCAAGACAAGCAUUCUAACCUGCACUUUGAGGGCUUUGCUUUUUUAUUUUUGUCUUUUUAAUGGCCAGGAUUAUUUUGUUUUCCAAGUUUUAAAAACCUUAAUAGAGUCUUCACCUAUGGCAUUGUUUGAAACUUUGUAUAUCGUUAAGUAAUUUAAUUACCCCUCAUUACUAAGGAAAAAAAAGAGGAAAAAAUGCUUUAUAAAAUCCAUAACUUAUUGCUGAUUUGAAUGGGUUGUUAAUUUCAGUCCUUUAGAUUUUAUUUUAUUGUUUUAGAUAGGGUUGGGUAAAAAGAGGUAAAAUAAAGUAAAAAAAUAAAGACAACCAUAUUUAGCAGUGCA